Molecule: messenger RNA, 1883 nt
Organism: Strongylocentrotus purpuratus (purple sea urchin)
Lineage: Eukaryota; Metazoa; Echinodermata; Echinoidea; Camarodonta; Strongylocentrotidae
Exons: 9
Coding region: 1-1782 (593 amino acids)
Molecular function (GO): protein dimerization activity
Source: RefSeq, a predicted model, not a curated record
AUGGUACCUGACAGAGCGUUACAGAUCGUGGCAGAUUGCAACACAUUUCAUCAGAGCGUGGCUAAAGACCAACAGAUCGGUGUAUUGUGGAAGUUCCUGUUUGGUACCGCAACCUUUUUGUCCUUGGUCUUGCCUGUUUUGUCGGAUUCGUCCAAGCUGACGAAAACAUCUUGUCCAGGCAAGUUCAGCCAGCAAAGCACCUCGCCGAGGUCCUAUAAGUGUGACAUGGUGCGACUACCCAAUGGCACCAUGUUGCAGACUGUCCCAAAACUCUUCUCUCCCCCUGCUGUCAUCGCUGGAAAAAUUCCUGGCCAACAUAUAAUAUGCAGAAUCCCGGAGUCAAGAGAAUCAUCGACUACGGACGCAAGGACCAAGCCCACGACGAGCCCAACAACCACGACAUUCGACACAACGACAUAUGAAGAAACCCCCAUCUCGAAGUCAAGUGAAUCAUCGACUACGGACGCGACCACCAAGCCCAUGACGAGCCCUACGACAACGAUGUUAGACACAACGGCAUAUGAAGAAACCACCACCUCCAAGUCAACAGAAUCAUCGACUACGGAAUCGACUACCAAGCCCGGGAUGGGCCCUACGACCACGAUGUCAGACACAACAUCAUCGCAAGAAACCUCCACCACCAAGUCAAGUGAAUCAUUGACUACGGACGCGACCACCAAACCCAUGACGAGCCCUACGACAACGAUGUCAGACACAACGGCAUAUGAAGAAACCACCACCUCCACUGGAACCUUGACUGCACCAAUUCUUCAGGAAUCACGUCUGGUCAGAGUCCAUCGUUUGCUGAUAUCACCCCAAACCAAACUGUAUUGUUACUUCCUCAAAUACAGUAACAAGAUCUUUGAUGACAUCAACCUACUCCUACAGAGAGAAGAACCCUGCAUUCACAUUCUUAAUAAGCAGCUUAAUAAAACCUUCCAAGAUAUGCUUGUUAGAUUCGUGCAGCCAACAGUGAUUGUUGAAUGUUCUGAUGUCAAGAAAGUGCAGUAUGGUAAGAGAGAUUGCCAGAAGUCAGAUAAAGAUCUAAUGAUUGGAAAAGAUGCCAAGGAAUACCUGGAGAGUACAACAAGCCCAGAAGAUGAUUCUCCCCUUCGUCUUACAGAUGCUGAUUUGACAUACUUCUACUUGUCGGUGAGGAAGUAUUAUGAAUCAGCAUGUGACUAUGCCUUGAAAACCUGGCCACUAGAUGUUAAGUUCCUUAAGGAGGCUGAAGUGAUUGAUGUCAGUUCCAGAAGAGAUGUGUCAUUUUCAUCUGUGCAAUACUUUGUUGAAAAGUACCCUUGCAUUUUGAACAGACAAUCAGAGAAUGGAGACCUGGACAAGCUUGAGCUGGAAUUUGCACAAUACCAGGUUGAAGACUUUUCAGGGGAACCAGAGAUCCUGAACAAAAACUUGAGAAUAGACAAGAAAUGGUCUGCAAUUUCAAAGAUGGAGGAUGGCAAUGGCUCAAAGAAAUACACACUUCUGAGCAAAGUGAUGAAAUCUUUGCUUGUGAUACCACAUUCCAAUGCUUCAUGUGAAAGAGUUUUUAGCAUUGUUAGGAAGAACAAAACUGAUUUCAGGGGAUCAAUGAAUUUGAAAACACUUCAAGCACUCCUAACAGAGAAAAUUGCCAACACAGAUGUCCCAUGCUACCAAAGGGAGUAUAGCAAGGACCUCCUUAGCAAACUCAAGCAAGCAACCUACCAGUCACUUCAAGGAAAACCCUCAAGCACACCCCAGUCCUUGCCUUCCACAAGUACAUCCCCCAUUUCACAAUAGAGGUAACAGGAGUUCAUAGUCUGAAAUAUGAUGUGAAGUUCAUAUGUUAUCAAUUGUAUGCAAAUAAAAUGUGCCAUAUCAAAGCCUUCCAUUUUGAGAAA